Messenger RNA from Procambarus clarkii (red swamp crayfish), 5947 nucleotides. The record is from RefSeq and is a predicted model, not a curated record. NCBI's taxonomy places the organism in Eukaryota, Metazoa, Arthropoda, Malacostraca, Decapoda, Cambaridae.
UGUUCACCGUUCAUGAACUGAGUCUCUUGGAAGUUCUCUUGGUGGACGGAGAUGUGUCGCGGUGUGUUGUGUUUAUGAAUUUAAUGGUAUUUAAAGGAAUUACAAAUGAAGCCUGGCGGAUAAUUUUACAAUAUCUUUAGAAAGUGGUAUGUUUUAACGCCCCCAAGUGGAGCCGGGAAGGCGAGUUAAAAGUGUGUGCUUUGUGGUGAGUGUUUUAGUGUAGUGCGAGGAGUGGUGGUGAGCAUGGCCCUCAGCUGUCUGGAGGAGAUGGCGGCUUCAGCGCUAUGAUAUGUGCGGCCACAGAUAGGGAGGCGGCGUGCAGGAGCGUGGGAGGUCCCGGAGGUGGCUUAGUUGGAGGAGGAGUAGGAGGGUUGCUGGGAGGCGGAGGAGUGUUUGCGGCCAUGCCCCUCUCCCGCACCCGAUCUCUACUGGCAAACAUCAACGGUGCGGGCUCCCCGGGCGACUCCACCACCACCAACACCAACACUACCCUCUCCAACACCAGCAGCAACGCCACCACCGGCACCAGCGCCUACCUGGAGGGGGGCAGCAGCACGCACUUGCCGCCCCUCAAGCCUCUAGCCAUGAAGACCACGGGGGCUCAGUCCAUCACCCAGCUCUAUGAGUUCGAUGACACGAAUUCGAACUCUGAACAGAACGGUCAACCCAACUCCGUGUCGAGUCAAGUGAACGCGGAUUCCUCGAGUCUGCCGGUUGUGCGGCCGCCCUCCGCAGACUCUAGCAGCCUCAAAAACGGCUCGACCAGACAACCAAAGACCUAUGUAGCCACACCUGAACAAGUCAUGAAAUAUUAUAUGAACAAGCUUACUCCUUUCGAACAUAAAGAAAUCUUUAAUUAUCCACAAAUCUACUUCAUAGGCGCCAAUGCAAAGAAGAGACCGGGUAUCGUAGGGUCUGGGAACCAGGCCAUCUCCUCUAACUUUGGGUACGACGACCACCAAGGGUCGUACGCCCACAUUCCUCACGACCACAUCCAGUACAGGUACGAGGUGCUCAAAAUUAUUGGGAAGGGGAGCUUCGGGCAGGUGGUGAAGGCGUACGACCACAAGAGCCACCUCCAUGUGGCCCUCAAAAUCGUCCGCAACGAGAAGAGGUUCCACAGGCAGGCCCAGGAGGAGAUCCGCAUCCUGGAACACCUGAGGAAGCAGGAUAAGGACAACACUAUGAACAUCAUCCAUAUGUUCGACAACUUCAACUUCCGCUCCCAUACCUGUAUCACCUUCGAGCUCCUCUCCAUUAACCUCUACGAGCUUAUUAAGAAAAAUAAAUUCAUGGGAUUUAGCUUACAACUUGUGCGAAAGUUUGCUCACAGUCUCCUGCUGUGCCUGGACGCACUCUACAAGAACAAGAUCAUCCAUUGUGAUAUGAAGCCGGAAAACGUCCUCCUGAAGCAGCAAGGACGCAGUGGCAUUAAGGUAAGAUCCUCCUGUAUCUACCGGCAGGAUGAGGCGGAUCAGCUAGCAUGCAUCAUAGAGCUCCUGGGAAUGCCUCCACCCAAGUUACUAGAGCAGAGCAAGCGGGCAAAGAACUUCAUCACCAGUAAGGGCUACCCUCGGUACUGUGUUACCCGCACCCUCCCAGAUGGCUCCACGAUCCUCCAUGGGGGACAAUCUAGGCGGGGCAAGCCACGGGGGCCUCCAGGCUCUAAGUCUCUCCAGACAGCCCUUAAGGGUUGCAAUGACCCACUCUUCCUGGACUUCAUCCAGCGGUGCCUAGACUGGGACCCAGCGACACGCAUGACUCCCAGCCAGGCCCUCCGCCACGGCUGGCUCCGGCGGCGACUGCCUAAACCUCCCUCUGAGAAGAGUGACUCUCCUGCCUCCACCCUACGCACACCUUCCUCCUCAUCUUCCUCCCGUACGCCUUCUUCAGCCACCAAGCUCAACACCAUCGCCACUUCUGCUACCAAACUGCGUGCCACCAUCACAGAUGAUGGUGGUGCCUCCACCAUGCACCCUCGCCAUCACACCAAGCUGCCCCAGAUCACCAAUCCAGUGACCUGAGCCCCGCCCUCACCAGGAAGCACUAACCCUUAUGCCCAGUGGUGUGGCCCAUGCCCCCCAGCGAAGCCAUGCUUGCAGGGGAUCGCGCCGCUCACAUAUCACCAGACCAAAGUGCAAUUGUGGCAGUAUUGGGCACGUGCAGAGUGAGAGGUGGCGGGCGUAUGGGCAAGCGGGUGGACGCGGCGUGUGAGGCGGGACACUCGCCCACGCCGCCAUUCCCGACACCAACGCCUGCCGCCACACCCACUAGUCGUCGAGCACGGGCUGCUACUGCUCCGGUGCCCUGCCCUUCAUCACCCAUAUUUAUUCCUGGUAAAGACAAUGAGGGCGGCCGGGCGCCAAAGCUGGCCUCUCCGCCCACUGGGGAAGCCAGGGGGAGGAAGGGGUGCCCACGCAUUAUUUGGUUGAUAUUACAACUUCACUAUGAUCUCGCCUUGUUCACAAAGGGGGGCGUGUGCGGGCGGAGGGGUGGGUGGCAUGGACAACUCGCACCCACCUGCCUGCCCCCGCCCACACCCGCAGUCAACCUCCUGGUUUGCUAAUGCAAUCAAAACCUUAUGGUAUUAACGACUGGGGAUAAAUAAAGACUUUAUACUCAUUUUAUACUUAGCACAAUGGAAACUUCAACGAAAAUAGUGUGACAAAUCACACACUCAAUUUUUUAAAUAUUAAAUUUGUUUACAUAAUUUUUUUUUUUAAAGACAUGCAGAUAUUACUGCAGCAGAUAUCUUGAGCUCUCUUUGUUGGGUCAACGCAGCAGAGAUCUGGGUGUGGCAUCGGCUGUGACACCAGCAUCGGGUUCAGGUACCCUCACCACCUUAGGUCAAGGGGCAGAGGACAGAGACUUGUCUAUCCACCAAGGAUCGAAGGUCCCUGCCCACCUGGAAUAAGUGGUCAAUGGCCUCUUAUGAAGGAUCUCUCUCCAUCUGGAGCAUGCUAGGAGUGAAUGGCCUUUUCAUCUCUACUUGGGGGUCAAAGGUCAAGAAUUUUUAUCUUCUGUAGUCCAAAGUCAUGAUUGGGUCAGCAGCCUCAAAGUUAAAGCUGUGAAGCUGUGUCAACUGACCUUGGGUCACAGCUGUUGGCUUGGCUUCAUGCAGUGCCUGACACCCACAGCCAGAUGCCUUGUCUGACAGGACCACAUGGCCAUUGAUAUUCUCUGAUCCUGUGCCCACCACUACACUGAGGUUGCCUGGCCCUGUGCCCACCACCACACCAUGAGGUUGCCUGGCCCUGUGCCCACCACCACACUGUGAGGUUGCCUGGCCCUGUGCCCACCACCACACUGUGAGGUUGCCUGGCCCUGUGCCCACCACCACACUGUGAGGUUGCCUGGCCCUGUGCCCACCACCACACUGUGAGGUUGCCUGGCCCUGUGCCCACCACCACACUGUGAGGUUGCCAGGCCCUGUUGCUUGGGCACUGUGGCUACCCACUGCCACUAUCAUUGUAUGCCAACUCUACCGUAAUCCACCAAUAUAUUAAUGUUGCUGCCUUUUUGUUUACAACCUAAACUGAACUGGAUGUGCCACAUCCACCAUGACCUGUAGUGCAAUAUGGUAAUAAAUUAAACCUGUAUAUGCCAAUGAAUCUCAAGUUGUGGAGGUGGUGGUGGUGCUGUUGCUUCACCCGGUCAUGCUGCAAGGUGGGAGAGGCUGAUAGAGGUUGGUCUUAGCAGAGCUUUGGUCAGCCCAGGUAUGUGAUUGGCCUAUCUGGGUUGGGAAUUAGACACGAUUGGGAUCUUUUGAAUUGCUCUUAAAGUUACCUGUGUUGAGAUAUUUAAUUUUUCCUUUGUUGUGUUUCUCCAUGUUGGAUGAAGCAUUUUCAACAAAGGCAUUGAAACAAUCUUCAUUUGGCAUUUAAAUGUAUAAGGGUGACUUACUGAGGUGUUGCACUGCCUUAUUUGCUCAUAUGGUAGGCCUAUAAUUUUUUUUGUAUACAUUUCACUUAUUUGGUAACUCUUACUUUGUAACCAUUGCCCCAGUAAUCCCUCCCCCCCCUAUCCAAAAGAUUAUGAUGACUUAAGAUCUUCAUUUUUCUUUAAAUAGUAUAUUUAUUACAUUUCUUUUAAUCUGACAAUCGUGGCUGUCUUUGCGCCUGCCAAAGUUAAACUGCAUCUUACGGGUUAAUCAGUCAUUAUGUCAGAAGUAUUAGUGUUGUGUGCGAGGUGUGACUUGUAUCAUAUGCAGACUACCACUUGGGCUCACCGAGAUGCUGCCUGGAUCAGCCUGGGAGUCCAUGUAUGUGUUUCAGUGCCAGGACUAAAAUUUGGUUCGGUUGUCGGCUUCAUAAUAACUGAAGAAAAGAAUGAACACAUUUGUUUUUAAAAGUCGACUGAGAUUUUUUUUUUUAUCCCAAAGAUAGUGUUCCUUUUGUGUGAAGAUGAUGUAGUUCAUUUUUUGUAAGAAGUGCAAUAUUUUGUAGUAAAAGGGACAGCACACUUUGCGGGCAAAGCGUUUGGAAUGCAUGUCUUGGUCACCAUUAGUGAAGUGAUUCCACAAGUCAGCAGCAAGUAAAUGUAUAAAUAAAAAAAAAAAGAGAGAUAAACAUGAGAUUGCUUUAGGUUAAGUUUCUUUCCCUUUAGGAUCUGAACAUACAAAUUGUAAGAUAAAAACUGCUGCUGCUGCUUGUGUGAGUCACAAAAAAGAAAAUUAGGGGACGUGCAGGGUGUUGUGGUGUAGCAGGAGGCGCCCCAUGCAGCCAUCCAACGUGUAUACACGGUGAGGACGACUGGACAACUGCCAACCUCAGUAAGACGACUGUUCAGUGUCCAACAUGCAAGUGACUUGACAAUUGUCAAUAUAACUUAUAUAAACCUGACAGGCUAACAGAUAUACUUUACACAUACAGUACUGUAGAAGAUGUAAAUGACUUAUUGUUAAAAAAAAGUUACUAGGCUGUAGGUCCGCAAAUCUUUAUAUCUGUAUUUAAAUGUUUAUGUUGAGAUUUGAAGCGACAGUUAUGUAAAAUUUCAUAUGUAGAAGCAUUAUAAUUAUGUCAAACAAUUUAUGUGACAAUAUAUAAUUUUAUUAAAAUAUUGCCCUUGAAGGAGAUUAUGUAUUUACAGUACUGCAUACAACACAGCUAUUUUAAUUUUGUCUACUUUUAUCUGAGAAUGUUAUUUACUCAUUUAAUUAUAAACAUGUUUCUUAAUGUCCAAUUCAAAAUUUUUUAAUUAUUUAUAUUAAUUAUGAAUUAUCCAAAACAUUUUAUUUAUUUAUAUUAAUUAUGCAAACCAUUUUAGUCAUCCGAGUUAUGUCUAGUACUGUAUGUAUAACUUAGUCAAAUUAAAUUCUUUUACCACAAGCAAUUCUCCAAUCAUCCUGGAGGAUUGUGUCCACAAAAUAUACUUCGAUGUGUGCAAAACUCCGGCGGAUCUACUAGUACUUUAUCAGAAAGCCAAAGACACAUACAGACGCUGUAAUGGUAAAAAUUGAAUGUUUUAAAAAUAUUGGAAAAUCAAUUUUAUUUAAAUAUACACACUAUGAUUGACAUUGUUACAUACAUUAGAAAUGUGAGGGUACUAAACAGAACGUUAAGAAGGUAAUGUUGUACUGUGAUUACUUUUAUAAUUUAUUCUACUGCAGUGUACCGAUAAAAAAGAAGUUUAAGGUUAAAACUUUUUAAACUUUUAUACUUGACACAGAUUCUGUGAUUUAUAUUCAGAAUACUUUGUCUUGACAAUGUGCAAUAGAGAUGAGUGCGCUCCCUAGUGUCUCAUGCUAGUGACUCGCUCACACACACUCCUAAAUACCAGUGACUCAGAUUUUAAUGUUAUUGUCAAAUAUACAGUACUGUAAAGUGACUUCCAUUUUGAUACAGGUACAUCUAUUGACAUUUAUUGAACUUCUUAAACUGUAAUGACUCUGAACCUUAUAUACUGUAUAUUGUAUACUGUACUGUGUAAAAUAAAUAUAUAAAUAUAC